Molecule: messenger RNA, 875 nt
Organism: Austrofundulus limnaeus
Lineage: Eukaryota; Metazoa; Chordata; Actinopteri; Cyprinodontiformes; Rivulidae
Exons: 6
Coding region: 108-818 (236 amino acids)
Biological process (GO): DNA repair; regulation of phosphorylation
Cellular component (GO): cytoplasm
Molecular function (GO): DNA binding; catalytic activity
Source: RefSeq, a predicted model, not a curated record
CUCACCGCGCUGCUGAAGUUUCAUUUCAAUGUAAAAAAUCUGUUGAGAAACAACACUCAGCUUCUCACCGCUUUUCGAUCAGUUGUUGAUUGUGUGACCUGUGGGCCAUGAGUGCUCUGUUUGCCUGUGAGGAACCAGCCACGUGGAGGAGUGUGUAUGAAAAAUACUGGGAUGUAGUGGAGGCCCAGGCCAAAAGCAAGAAAUCCCGGAAGCUCUUAGAGCUUGAAAAGUGGUACCAGGAGGAUCUGCCCUCGCUGAUUUCAAGUCGUCCCGACAAACACGUCACUCAGUCAGAGCUGGUGAAACUGAUGGAGUGGAAACUGACAAGAGGGAAGUUCAGGCCGAGGCUGCAGCAGCUGGUGGCUUCCAACGGUGAAGACGUGGUCAAAAAAUGCUCCAGGAAGGCGUUCAGCCUCCUGCCCGACGUGCAGGCAGCGAUCGCAGAGCUCAGCUCCUUAAAAGGAGUCGGUCCAGCCACCGCCUCAGCUGUGUUGGCAGCUGGAGCUCCACAUCUGACUGCGUUCAUGUCUGACGAGGCUAUGGAAAGCGUACCAGGGCUGAGGCCCAUCCAGUACACAGCCAAACACUACGCUUUGUACCUGAACAAGGUGGCUGCGCAGUCUGCCAAACUAAACACAGUGGACCCGCAGCAGGACUGGACCCCCCACAGGGUGGAGCUGUGUUUGUGGGCGAUGACCACAGCCGGGCGGCAGCAGCUCCCACUUCUAAAGGAUGCUGAGGUGAAGGGCAGCAGCUCAAAGGAGACCUCAGACCCUGAACCAGACCAGAGACCAGCAAAGAAGCUCAGAACUGUAUAAAAGCAUUCAACUUUCUAAAGAAUUUUUAAAAAAAUAAAGUUUAUAUAAAAAAGUAAA